AUGCUGGCGCUUGAGGACUUCGAAGCGUUCACCGAGGCUGAGUUUGCGCCGGUGCCCUUUGCCGCGUCUCUAUUGGCAGCCACCAAUGCCGACGACAGCGAACUCGAUCUCGCCACGGCCAUCAAGCGGCUCCAGUUUGACCACACAGAGUGCGACCGGCGCACACGCACUUUGGCCGAAGCGCACGCGCCCGCCUUGGCCGCCAAUUUUGCUCGAGCGUCGGGCGCGCGCCAGCUUAUUACGGGCGCGCUUGAGCCUCGCACAGCACACGCCCAACGACAGUAUCAGCGGAUCGAAGAAGAAGUGGUUGCGCCGUACGAAAAUGCCACUGCUCUCCACGCAGCGCUCGGGCGCAUCCAUGCCACGCUGACGGUGCUUCGGCAAGCCGGGUUUUUCCUUGUGUUCGUCCAGCAGCUCCAUGCGUGCGAAGAUGCCUUGUCGGGGGCCGAACCCGAUGUGCGCGAACUUGUGCGGCAGGCGCGCCUCCAGAACCAGCUUGCGAAAAUGCUCGAGCGCGAUGCGCCGUUGGCUGGUCUUCGCAUGGUGCGCGAGUAUGGCCCUCUUCUUGCUGCGCGGCGGGAGAAGUUCGUGGCUCAGCUCGCAACUCAAGUUCAGGGCGAGAUGGCCCACCACACGGCGUUCCAUGCCCGCAACGACCGCUUGCUUGCCGGCGUGUAUGCAUUGUUCGAGGCCGACCGCCAAGAAUGCGCCGCAGUGCUUGAGCGCGGCUUGUCCAAGCUGGUGCAAGUGGCUCUGGCGUCUCUCACACGCUCGCUCCAGUCUCCAAGAACCUUCCGCACUGCAGUUGCUGACGCCAGUGCUGCAGCAGAUACGUUUGUGUCCACGCUCCGUGAAGUGCUCCGUGGCGCUUGUGUAUAUGCGGAUGACGCAGAGAAGGAAGAAAAAGAUGACGUUUUGACAAGAGCAGACGAACAGGGCCAGGCAGGAGAAGACAAUGGCGCAGCAGAGGGGAGAGCCGAUUAUGGCGAGGUCUAUGCCGCAUUCGAGCAUUCUCUCGGCGACCUGGUCGAUCGUGUGUACUGGCUGCGCAUGGCGUACAAGUUCAAGAAGAAUUUGGCGGCAACCAUGGCGCGCGGUGGACCUGUGGCCCGCAAUUUGCGGGCGAGUCGCGGAACCAUGGAGGCGGCCGUGGUUGGACCUAGCUGGGCGCGCGCCUCUUUGCUCGACGCCCUCGCGCUUGUGGACCAAGAGCACCCGUAA
Molecule: messenger RNA, 1221 nt
Organism: Clavispora lusitaniae ATCC 42720
Lineage: Eukaryota; Fungi; Ascomycota; Pichiomycetes; Serinales; Metschnikowiaceae
Product: Golgi transport complex subunit
Biological process (GO): intra-Golgi vesicle-mediated transport
Cellular component (GO): COG complex
Source: RefSeq, a predicted model, not a curated record